This is a messenger RNA of Onychostruthus taczanowskii (white-rumped snowfinch), 1690 nucleotides long. Its product is annotated as elastin-like. The transcript is spliced from 4 exons. Bases 95 to 1690 code for a protein of 531 amino acids. NCBI's taxonomy places the organism in Eukaryota, Metazoa, Chordata, Aves, Passeriformes, Passeridae. The record is from RefSeq and is a predicted model, not a curated record. Gene Ontology annotation, biological process: endoplasmic reticulum tubular network formation; brain development; neuron differentiation. Gene Ontology annotation, cellular component: neuron projection; postsynaptic density.
GCCCUGGCGCCGGCCGCGCCCCUCCCGGCACCGCCCCCCCGCAGUCGGGGCGCGGCCGCCGCCCCGCACGGACGGGCUCGCUCCGCGCUCCGCCAUGGCCGAUUCCGCCGCGCAGUCCUCGCUCGUCUCCUCCAGCUCCUCUUCCACCUCCGUGACCUCCUCCUCCUCCUCCUCCUCAUCCUCCACGCGGGCCCUGGUCGGCGGUUCCAUGUCGUGCGCCGAUCCCCCCAAUUCUUCCUCUUCUUCCUCCUCCUCUUCCUCCUCCCAGCCCGUUUCUCUCUUUGCGGCUCCACCAGCAGCGGCACCGGGAGGGCGCGACCGGGGGGCGUCCCCGGGGGGGGGCGGCGCGCAGAGCCCCCCGGAGUCGCCGGAGUCGCCGUUCGAGGUGGUCCCGGACCGAGCCGCCUUCGACCGCGAGUUCGGCCCCGCGCUCGCCCAGAUCCCCGAGGGCCGCGUGUGCCACUUCCCGCCCAAGCCCCGCGGCGUCCCCGGUGUCCCCGGAGGUGUCCCCGGUGGCGGCCCCGGUGGCGGCCCCGGGCGGGGGCUGGCCCGGCCUCCCCCCGGCUCGGCGGCGGCGCUGGAGGAGGUGUCGCGCUGCGUGCGGGAGAUGCACAGCUUCACCAGCGAGCUGCUCUCCUGGGACCUGGUGGAGCGGCACGGCGGGGACGGCGACGGUGGCGGCGGGGACGGCGACGGUGGCGGCGGGGACAGCCGCGGGGGCGGCGGGGACAGCGAUGGCGGCGGCGCUAACGGCGUGGCUGGCGCUGGGAGCGGCGUUAACGGCGUUGGGAACGGUGUCACCGGCAUCGGGAAUGGUGUCACCGGUGUCACCGGCAUCGGGAGUGGUGUCACUGGUGUCACCGGCAUCGGGAAUGGUGUCACCGGUGUCACCGGCAUCGGGAAUGGUGUCACUGGUGUCACCGGCAUUGGGAGUGGUGUCACCGGCAUCGGGAGUGGUGUCACCGGUGUCACCGGUGUCACCGGCAUUGGGAGCGGUGUCACUGAUGUCAUCGGCAUUGGAAACGGUGUCACCGGUGUCACCACGAUGGGGAAAGGUGUCACCGGUGUCACCGGCACCGGGAGUGGCAUCACCGGUGUCACCAGCAUUGGGAAUGGCGUCACCGGUGUCACUGCCGUGGGGAACGGCGUCGCUGGUGUUGGCAAUGGCCUCGGGAGAGGCCUCGGUGGCCUCGGGAAUGGCGCGAGCGGUGUCACCGCUGUCCCCGCCAUCAAGAGUGACGUCACUGCCGCUGGCAAUGGCCUCGCUGGCGCUGGCAGUGUCCCCAGCGGUGUCCCCGGCGUAGGGAGCGGCGUCUCCGCUGUCCCCGGAGGUGGCACCGGUGUCACCGCCGUCCCCGCCGACGCCGACAGCUCCGGUGACUCUGACGACACCGUCAUCGAGGAGGCGCCGGGCGAGGCCCCCCCUGCUGUCCCCACGGAUGUCCCCAGGGCUGUCCCCGCUGUCCCCAGGGCUUCGGUGCAGGACCUGCUGUUCUGGCGGGACGUGAAGAAGAGCGCGGUGGCCUUCGGCGCCAGCCUGGUGCUGCUGCUGUCCCUGGCCACGCUCAGCGCCGUCACCGUGGUGGCACACGUGGCGCUGGCCCUGCUCUCGGUCACCAUCAGCCUCCGUGUCUACAAGGCCGUGGUGCAGGCCCUGCAGAAAUCCGAGGAGGGGCACCCCUUCAAGUGA